AUGGCACUUGAUCUGCUUUAUGGUUACAGGGAAAUUGUUGGAGAUGAUGGUUCUUUCAGAAGCUUGAGGUUGUUGCUUGAAAGCUGCAAGUCUUUGGUGGCUUUAUAUGUCCAUUUUGGCUCCAUAAUAGCUUAUUUUGGUGGAGUCUAUAACUCAAAUGUUGUGCUAUCAGGUUCAGUUGAUGAUCGUCGUUCGACUUUUGGAUAUUGCACACUCCUUGGUGGUAAUCUGGUUACCUGGAGGAGAAAGAAGCAAUAUGUGGUUUCUAGAUCCAGUGUUGAGGCAGAGUACCGGACAAUGGCUCAAGGAUUCUGCCCAUGCUCUCUUUUAGGUCAGAAUUCAAGAAGAAUCAUAUCUUCUCAAUCAGCCAUUGGAUCAGCUUCAUAUUUUCAGGUUUUUAUACUCUCAUCAAGGGCUUCCAUCGACCCAAAGUAUAGCUCAAUCAGAGGUCUCCUGGUCCAGCCGCAGGAAGCAGAAGAGCUAUUUGAAACCAUUUCUCAGGCACUGCUUGCCUCCGUGGAUCGCAAUUGUUUGAGUGGAUGGGGUGGCGACAUCUUUGUUGUGUAA
This is a messenger RNA of Macadamia integrifolia, 567 nucleotides long. Its product is annotated as proteasome subunit beta type-3-like. The coding region runs from base 1 to 567 and encodes 188 amino acids. The transcript is spliced from 5 exons. The record is from RefSeq and is a predicted model, not a curated record. NCBI's taxonomy places the organism in Eukaryota, Viridiplantae, Streptophyta, Magnoliopsida, Proteales, Proteaceae.